UUCAUACUUCCUGCUGCGGGACUGUCAUUGUCUGACGUCUUGCUGACGCUACAGCCUUCCCUGACUCACAUAUAACUCCCAUCGUCUCAGCCGUCCGAGACCAUACCCAUUCUCUUCAUAUCAUCAUGGCACGCAUCCAAUCGGGAGGACUGUACAAGUUCAUCAACGCCAAAGGCGGCACAGUGAUUGACCUCUCUGGGGGCGACAACCGCAGCAUCAUCGGAUACCCAGAGACCGGUGGUCCCAACCAGGCCUGGGUCUUUGAGCAGACCUCAGACGGUCCGUGGACCAUCCGCUCCGUCUCUAGCGGAAAGUUCCUCGGUGUCGAGGACAGCUACGGCGACGCUACGCCGGUCGUAGCAGUCGACUCACCGUUCCGGUGGGACAUCUGGCCGGACGAACAAAACCCUGGUCACUACAGGUUUUUCGUCCCCAACACUCCGUUUGUCCUGGAUCUGGCUGACCAUGGCAAUCCUACGCCUGGCACACCGGUCACGCUUUGGACUCAGUGGGAAGGAACUAACCAGUCCUGGAGCGUUGAGCCUGCCCAGUGAUCACAUUACUGGAGUCAGUAUGAGGAAGUGAAAUGACACUACUAUAACAAAGAAUACGAGUGUGUACGAGUUUUCAACGAGUCGCUAUACAAUAACUCAAGUUGUGUACCAAAAUUUGGCAUGAGAUGUUUCUGCACAGUGAAUGAAAUGUUAUCGUGUUCGGCCUAACCCC
Messenger RNA from Coniophora puteana RWD-64-598 SS2, 726 nucleotides. RefSeq names its product carbohydrate-binding module family 13 protein. NCBI's taxonomy places the organism in Eukaryota, Fungi, Basidiomycota, Agaricomycetes, Boletales, Coniophoraceae. The record is from RefSeq and is a predicted model, not a curated record. The transcript is spliced from 4 exons. The coding region runs from base 126 to 554 and encodes 142 amino acids.